UCGCAACAGUGACGUCAGUGCGCCGCGGCGGUGCGAAGACUGGCGGCGAUUGGGUAAGCGCGCAGCUGAAGAGAGUACUGUACGGCCGCAAAAUACAAGACAAGACACGGAUAACAACAACAGCUGGGACCGCAUGACGCUAACUAAAGACACGCUCGCACUUUCGGGGCUCACACUAUAGAGAUUUCGGAUGUCACGAUGGCUGCAAACUUCACUAUUUCAGACAGCGAUUCAGAGCCAUCGGAGGUAGUGGAAGAAGAAACCAAGCAACCGUCUGCAGGACAAGAGGAGCACGUCUUCAACCGCAGCAGCCUCACCCUGCCCGAGCUCAGAGGACCAGUAGGGGCCGGUCGCAUCAGGCUGAACUCGGAGUCCCACGCGUCCACGGUCUCCAGGGACGAGGAGCUCCAGGCCAGGGGAGAGGAGGAGGCCGGCACGCCUACCGACGGAGCUCCGUUCAGGGGUCGGUCCAAGUCGGCUCCUCCCGCCCUGUGGGCCGCCAAGAAGUACGGCCGGCAGCUUCGGAGGAUGAGCGACGAGUUCGACAGUCUGCUAGAUAAAGGGGAGAUGAGGAGGGUGAGGAGCGCCGGGACAACCAAACAGAUGCACCACUCUAAAAGCUGGUGGAGCUACCUCUUUAGUCACCAGGAGACAGAAGGCGAGAAUAACCACCACGAGAACCACAACCACCGCACUGAGUAGGCACUGAGACGGAGGAAGAGGGGAAACGACGGGAGACUGAACGGCGUGGAAGCCCAGGGAACAAUUGAAGUCAAAACGACGUCAACUGCGACAAAAAGCAAGAGGUUGGCUUGAUCAAAAAAAAUAGAACAAUUAAAAAAGAAAAAGAGGCGUGGCUGAAGUGGGACGUGCUGUAAAACACACUUGAAUGCAUUGUUAUUAAUGAGUCCCAUUCUAAACAUUUAAUUUUUUAUACAUCAUUGGAAACUCCAAUUUAAAUGGACUGUUUGUGUUUGUGUCGGUUGUGAUGUAAACUACAUAUUGUUGGUUAGCUCACUGUACGGUGGUGAAAGUCAGUCAGGACGGACCAUCUGAAAGGAUGGGCCAAGAUAAGAGAUCUAGUCUCUUAAAAUAAAAAAAACACACAAAGAUAGACCCGCUUAUAGAGAGGCAGCCACCGCAAAUACGUCUCGUCUCUCACAUCAACACUAUGCAAUAUACUGUGGAUGGAGAGACCAGUGUGCUGAAAUCUGAGGCCAUUUCAAAUGUCACUUUUUCUUGAGGAAAUGUACCGGUGUCUGCGCGCGAACCGAGGCCUGUCUCGAUCUAAAUGUUUAAACAAACUCACCAAGAGAUCACUGUGCAAAGAUAAUCUGCAGGCAUCUGGAAAGUUUGUAGACACACAUUUUUUUACAAAAAAAAAAAUAAAAACAUUCAACUUGGAUCUUUUCAUCCAUCUUCCUGUUCUGCUCCCCCGCAAACUAAUACCAUUUCAACCGCUGUGCAUGACUAUCACUAAACACUUUACGUCUCGACUCAAUCUAAAGAAGAACAAUCUCGUACGAGGACAAUCUACGACGGUGCAGAAAUAACGUACAUGUAACGUACAUAGAAAAGCACAAACCGAUCUAUCUUUUUAAAGACUGCAUAAAAGAUAAAAAAAACCUUCGGGAUUUUUAUGUGUAAAUAUUUUGUUAAUAUAUCGUGAAGUGGUGGUGGGUGGGCGUUUAAAAGGCAAGGUCAGAAUUCUAUUUCCAAGGUUGCCGUGCGGUUUAAUAAGCCUGGCGAACCGAGCAAUAGGCAGUGUACAAUCCAUAUUGUUGUGACAGAUGUUACGUGCACAUUUAGAAGAAGGAGAAGAAGAAGAAGAAGAAGAAGCGGGUGGGGGUGAAUUAAGUGCUGUACAGGGAGCCAACACACUAGUCCUUCAGCUCUCAGAGCGUAAGGAGAACGGAGUCCACUCACAUUUAAACACAGGUGUAAAAGGGUUUUUAAGUCAGUUUCUGGUCCCGUUGGGUUUAUAAGAUGUUCACAUGUGGCUUGCCGGGGGGUUCAUAUGCAUUGGGAUGUGAAUAAAAAAUCUGUUAAGCUGUACAAGUGCUGAUCUGAUGCUACGUUCGCUAUUUAUCCGUGAUACUCCAGCUUUCGAUAAUCACCUGGCACAUACUAUACGUACUAUAUGACCUUUUAUAGACAUUUUUAAACCAAGACCAGCACUCUUUACAGCUUCGUUAAAUUAUUAGGUUAGUCGUGACUCGUUUAUCAAUAUGUGAUUAUAUUGAAAUUGGUAACAGUUUGUUCUGAUUGUGUCUUAUUCUCUUCCUCUCGGCUUAACGGGGUGGAGCUGUGAAGUGCUCGGGUGUGCAAGCUAAGGGGCUGCAUUUAUUUUUUUUAUUUUUAAAUGUCAAAUUUUACUGCUUCCUUUUAUUUUAUUUAUUAUUUUUCCUAAACUCAGAUAAUUCCAGACAAUCUGGACGGUGACACCCACACAAACACUGUUUUUUUUUUUUUUUUUUUUUUAUGAUAUCAGAUUUCUUACGUAUGAACAAAAAAAAAAGACAGGAUGAGUGUUUGAGGUCGAGGAGUUGUGUUUUUCCUCCAGGCCGGGAUGUGGAUGCUUUACUCUCAUAAACAUUUACGUGCAGCUGGAAUUUAUGAUAUUGUAAUGAACUGCCUUGAACAUGCUGUAACCUGUGACGUGACACCACGUAGCCAGCCUCGUCUGUUCACCCAAUUACCGCCUUACUGCUCAUCGCCGUGUGUUGUGCUCGAGAAAAAAAGCACAAUGUACGAAAGGGGUGCGUUCACUGUCGCGACUGGGGGGGGGGGGGGGACAUCUGUCGUCAGUUCCAGGAGAGUUUUGUGACAGUGAACGCACCUCGGAGGGAAAAAAGAAACUGCUUGGACACCUGGACUUUUGCAGUAUUACUUGAAAUGCGUGUGUGUGCGUGUGUGUGUGGAGAAAAUUGAAUUUUAAGAUUUCCAUUAUUUGUUGAAUUCUUUUCCAGUUUUUAAUGACUUUUUGUAAAUGUAUUUUCUCUACAGCUGUGAUACCUCUGGUAUAUGCUGUCCUGAAUAUAAAAUUUAAAAUUUUUUUGGUUUUAAA
This is a messenger RNA of Mugil cephalus (flathead mullet), 3067 nucleotides long. RefSeq names its product BCL2 associated agonist of cell death b (gene badb). The coding region runs from base 199 to 702 and encodes 167 amino acids. The transcript is spliced from 4 exons. The record is from RefSeq and is a predicted model, not a curated record. Gene Ontology annotation, biological process: apoptotic process. Lineage: Eukaryota; Metazoa; Chordata; Actinopteri; Mugiliformes; Mugilidae.